AUGGAAUCUACUUUUAGUCAAACAUCUAUUGUAAUUCAUGAAAUUAAACAUGAUUUAUUGUCAUAUGAAAAUGCUCAAGAUCGUGAAACGGAUUUAGCUUGUACUAAUCAUAUUAAUAAUCAAUUUCAACGUUUAAUGGAAUUAUGUGAUCGACUUGAUAUACUUGUUAAUAAAGAACCAGCACAAAGACGACCACAAUCAAGACUACGUCUUAAUGAAAUUAAAUAUGAUAUAAAACAUUAUCAAACUGCUUUCAAUAAUAUAAGUUUAAAAAAACAACAACGUGAUGAAGCUGAACGACAACGAGAAUUAUUACUUCAUCGUAAAUUUACACCCACAAAUGUCAAUACAAAUGGUGCAACACAUAUUAAUCUUGAUCAUUCGUUAGAAUAUUCUCAACGACUUGAUUCAACUCAUGAACAUGUUGAUGGAUUACUUGAACAAGCACAUCAAACACUUAAAAGUCUUCAUUUUCAAGGUUCAACUCUUAAAAAUAUUCGUAAAAAAAUGAUUUCAAUGGGAAAUAUGCUUGGUCUAUCAUCAACUGUUAUACAUUCAAUUGAACGACGUUCAGCAAGUGAUUGGUGGCUUUUAUUCGGUGGAAUGCUUGUAACUCUUAUUGUUAUGUUUGUUCUUUAUAGAUGGCUUGUUUAA
Molecule: messenger RNA, 654 nt
Organism: Rotaria sordida
Lineage: Eukaryota; Metazoa; Rotifera; Eurotatoria; Philodinida; Philodinidae
Source: the annotation of a GenBank genome assembly